AUAUGCACGAGUUGAAAAAUACAAGGACGUAGUCAACUGGCUACGGUUGGGAACACUGGUAUUAUUUUCUACUGGCUAGCUAACGUUGCAUUUAUCCGCCAUCAAGCUUCGAUGACCCAUGAACCAUUAUUCUACAGCUGAACAACGCAAUUGAAAUGCUUCCUGCGAGACCAAUUUUUAAAACCGCACGGCACAUGUAUAUAAGGUUACUUACUCCCCGUCUGGCUAGCUAACGGCUAGCUAGCUAGAGUUAACUAUAACGCUGUCUACGUAGCUAGCGAAAUUAAACAUCACAUAAACUCCCACGACGCAACGGAGCGGGUGACGGAAAUAAUUCGGCCGACAACAAAUGCUCUUAAUUUACCUCGUAAAGUUAGCUACUAGGGAUGCAGUUAGCCUAUAACCUUUCAGGGAUUAGCUAGCUACUGGUUUAAGCCUGCAAGCUGCUGUUGUGUUGCCUUCCUUCCUGUUAACGUUAGCGGUUGUUACCUAGCCAUUUGUAUUAACCUCGAAAAUAUUCGCAGUUAUAGCCAAGAUAUUCUUAUAUAAAUAAUGUUACAACUACCCAAAUACGGCAUCGUCGGUUUUAUUUUCGCGUUCAUAUUAACGUUAUUGCUGCCAGACAUUGAGUGCAAUCACCCUACAGUAAUAUUUACGAGGAUGGGAAACUUUACAUCAACUUCCUCUGUGGGUUUAUCGAGCGCGGCUUCUACUCAAUUCGUACAGGAUGUGAUCACCCACAACUGUGUUGUGAUAUUCUCGAAGACCACUUGUCCUUAUUGUAAGAUGGCGAAGAAUGUAUUCAACGAAAUAGGUGCUACAUAUAAAGUAAUUGAAUUGGAUAGACACAAUGAUGGGAGGCGGCUUCAAGAGGCACUUGCACAAAUAACAGGUGCCCGAACGGUGCCAAGAGUGUUUAUCAAUGGAAACUGCAUUGGAGGAGGCUCUGAUACCAAGGAACUUCAUCAACAAGGGAAACUUUUACCCCUGAUUGAGCAAUGCUGUUUAAAUAGUGGGAUUGAGGGCUCUGGGAGUGGUCAGUUUGAACCUAACACACUUUAAAUAAAGUUUUAGAUUAAUUUAUGCUCCAAGUGUUCUACAUCUCCAUAAUUGUGUAUUUAUUGGAAUAUUUUCUUAAACCAGUGUUUCAGUUAAGUUUACAUUAUUUACUUAAAAGGCUAUGUAUUGUACUCAUCAGUAUUUCUUUUUUAGAAAAUGGUCAUUUCUCCAACUUUUUGCAAAUUGUACAGUGCUGAACACAUUUGUCAAUAGGAAAGCAUAUAAAGAAGAAUUAUUUUAAGGGAUAUUGUAAAACUAAAUUGUGAAAGUGGAUAAGCAUAUUUUAAAGCUUUAUCCCCCAAACAUAUGUAGCAUUUACAAUACUCUUUGUACCACAAAUGUUUUGUAUGUGUCAUGUCCAAACAGCACUCCCUUUGUCAGCUGCAGCACACAAUGAACAUUCACAAUUGUAAAAUGAUUCUUUGAUGCUGGCAUGAAUAAAUAAAUUACCGUUUUAUUCGUGGAAAAAUACCACAGAAUAAAGGGUUUUAGAAUAAAGCGGGAAGAGAGACCUCUAAUGGCUGGAAAGCUUAGGUAUAGGUUAACUUGCUUUAAAAUAAAAGAAAAACUGGCUUAUGUCAUCCAAA
Molecule: messenger RNA, 1646 nt
Organism: Conger conger (European conger)
Lineage: Eukaryota; Metazoa; Chordata; Actinopteri; Anguilliformes; Congridae
Gene: glrx2
Product: glutaredoxin 2
Exons: 4
Coding region: 553-1062 (169 amino acids)
Source: RefSeq, a predicted model, not a curated record